AGCUGUCCCAGGAAUCAUGGCACUGAAACUGCAGCGUGAGCACAAAAUCAACAGCCAAUGAUCACACAGACAGACACCUAGAAGGAAUGCGUGCGCCUAACAUUAGGACAGUCCGAAAGCUGGGAUGAAAUAUAGUUAAUGGAUACACACGCACCAUUGUGUUCUUUGAGCACGGGAAUUCGGUGGUUACGAAAACGACGGUGAUGUAUUGAAAACUAACGACAGCUAUGCUCCCUGGAAGCUUUGAACAGCACGCCAACGACAGACAGAGUUUCGCUUUGGAUAGUUCUCUAUGAACAGAUUCUUUGAUUCACCAUUUGUGAUGAAUGGCACAUCUAUGAGAAACCCAUACAGAUAUUCUCAACCAGACAUCAACAAUGAACCAAUGGGAUGAUGCUUCUGAUGUUUCUUGGACCACUCUGGAAGAUACUGUGGGAGUAGAUUCAUCUUUGGGGAUGAAAUUAUGAAAGCCUGUUUUAACUAUUUAUUGAUGUUCUAGCCGAAACAACCCGAAUAUCCAAUGUGUUCUGAUACUUGUUUGCGCCAAUGGAAUAUGUUAUUAAUGGGAAAGGUGCCAAGGCAGUUUGGACUUUUUUAGGGGGUAACACUUCCUGUAAGUAGACAUCACAUUUUAUUCAAUGAUUUGUAGAGGAGCUUUUUAGCCUUAGUGUCACCGCAUGGUGCUGCUAAUUCCUCAGUGAUGCUGCGUGGUCCAGACAUGCUGAAGAGCCGCUGCUGCGUCCUAUUUGGUGACCUGAAGGUGCUGUUACUCCGGCCCCCGUCUCCGGUAACGGUAUUGAUCCCCAUGACCGGACACGUACCGGACAGCCAUGGGGUCCCUUCAGACGUCAGUGGACCGGACGACAACACGUUAACGGCCCAUCAGGGUCCGGGGGACAUACGGACUGCCCCGCCACCGGGGGGUGCCAGCGGGCCGGAGAGAGACAGGCUGGCGGGGGGCUCAGGCUGGGUUGAUGCGGCAGAGCCACCGGGGGUAUUACACUGCAGCAGCUCCUCUGAUAGCUGGGCUAAGGACAAGCUGGAACAGAGGUUCUCCUUGUGCAGUUAUAGUGAGAGUGGCAGCCUCAGGACACCUGUCUGCAGGAUCUGCUUCCAGGGACCUGAAACGGGGGAGCUGCUGAGCCCAUGUCGCUGCAGUGGGUCGGUUCGCUGUAUCCACCAGCCCUGCCUCAUCAAGUGGAUCAGUCAGAGAGGAUCCUGGGCCUGUGAGCUCUGCUACUACAAGUACCAGGUCAUCAGCAUCAGCACCAGGAACCCGCUACAGUGGCAGUCCAUCUCCCUGGCGGUGAUAGAGAAGGUUCAGAUAGCUGCAGCGAUUCUGGGGUCUAUGUUCCUGGUGGCCAGUCUGUCCUGGCUGGUCUGGUCCUCCUUCAGCCCCUCGGCACGCUGGCAGAGACAUGACCUGCUUUUCCAGAUCUGCUACGGCAUGUACGGAUUCAUGGACAUCGUCUGCUUCGCUCUAAUCAUCCAUGAAGGACCUUCAGUGUUCCGUAUCUUUAACCGGUGGCAGGCUGUCAACCAGCAGUGGAAGGUUCUCAACUACGACAAGACCACUGACAGUGAGAGCCUGAAGACAGCAGCCACAGUGCGGACUCUCUCUCAGCCUCAGUCUAGCCAGAGAAACCAGGCUGGGACAGGAUUAGGACCCUCCUCUGCCACCUCCCCUCUGGCUGCUGCCACCACAGCACCGGACUUAGCUACAGCAUCACCAGCUACAGCGAUUGGGCAGGUCACACAGGGUUCCACUGAGCAGGCCAGGGGGACAGCUGGACCAGACCAACACUGUGCUGCCUACAAUAUCCUCCACCUUCUCAGCCACCUGAGGCAGCCAGAGGCCCACGGCUACCCCAGCCACAGCACCCGGGAGCUGGUCAUGAGAGUCACUACAGUCUGAGGCUCUGACUGAGGCCUUGUCAAGGAGAGAUUUGACAUUGAAAUGGAAGGCCUUGGUCUAAAAAGACCAACAAUGUUUAAAAUGCACCGUUGAUGACCUUAAAAACAUGAUCCCCCCUGUGGAAACAUCAGUGGGGGGGUGUUUUCUGUCUAUAGUAAAGCCCUUUUGUGUGGAAAAACUCAUUCUGAUUGGCUGAGCUCCCCGGUGGGUGGGCCUAUGCCCUCCCUAAC
Messenger RNA from Oncorhynchus mykiss (rainbow trout), 2145 nucleotides. RefSeq names its product membrane associated ring-CH-type finger 4b (gene marchf4b). The record is from RefSeq and is a predicted model, not a curated record. Gene Ontology annotation, biological process: protein ubiquitination. Lineage: Eukaryota; Metazoa; Chordata; Actinopteri; Salmoniformes; Salmonidae. Gene Ontology annotation, molecular function: zinc ion binding; ubiquitin-protein transferase activity.